UAAACAGAAGUAGCAUUGCUGAUCCUCAAUCGAUGGUAUUUGAGCAUUUUGAAAAUGACGACAACCAUCAUUGGCCGACCUCAAGGCUGGGAUGGAUCCCGAGUGCGACUCGAUUAGCAUAGACCGGCAUAAAGAUGAAGAGGAAGCAAAAGGCAACAUCUUUCUUAGAUAUCACCUUCAAUAAAGGGGUUUUAGAGAUACCUCCGCUUGAGAUUGAUGAUGACACCAACAUCCUCUUUAGGAACCUCAUUGCAUUUGAGCAAUGCCAAAAGGAUGCCAGUGGCAACGGCAACAUUUCAGCCUAUGCCUCAUUCAUGUCUUGCAUCAUUGACACUGCUGCAGAUGUUGAACUGCUCCAGGAGAAAGCCAUCAUCAUCAACGGGUUUGGAAAUAAAAAGAAAGUAGCCAAUCUCUUCAGCAAGCUCUGCAAGGAGGUGGUGAUUGACCACGAAAACUGUUAUAUUUCAAGCAUCUUCAAGGGGGUCAAUGAGCAUAAUAUCCACAAAUGGAACACAUGGUGUGCAGACCUAAAUCACAAAUACUUUCCUAAUCCUAGCUUAUGUACCUCAUUUAUAGUUAUUUUGCUCUUUAUCAUUGCAAUAAUGCAAUUUGCCUUAUUAUUUUCAUAGUAAAC
Zingiber officinale is the source of this 634-nucleotide messenger RNA. RefSeq names its product UPF0481 protein At3g47200-like. The record is from RefSeq and is a predicted model, not a curated record. Bases 135 to 629 code for a protein of 164 amino acids. The transcript has a single exon. NCBI's taxonomy places the organism in Eukaryota, Viridiplantae, Streptophyta, Magnoliopsida, Zingiberales, Zingiberaceae.